This is a messenger RNA of Hemibagrus wyckioides, 1927 nucleotides long. Its product is annotated as trypsin-3. The record is from RefSeq and is a predicted model, not a curated record. The transcript has 5 exons. NCBI's taxonomy places the organism in Eukaryota, Metazoa, Chordata, Actinopteri, Siluriformes, Bagridae. Gene Ontology annotation, molecular function: serine-type endopeptidase activity. Bases 1 to 759 code for a protein of 252 amino acids. Gene Ontology annotation, biological process: proteolysis.
AUGAAGAACUGCUUUACAUAUUCACUGCUUUUUGUCAUUUCCAUCAUGCAAGUUUCCCUACAGCAAAGGAUCAUCGGAGGCCAAGAGGUUGAGCCCUACUCCAUAAAAUACCAGGCGUCGCUACAGUACAACAACCAGCACUACUGUGGAGGAACUCUUAUUCACCCACAGUGGGUGGUGUCUGCUGCACACUGCUGGAAGCCAAACUAUGUGAUCAAAGUCGUCCUGAGUGAGCAUGAUCUCUUCACGAAAGAGGGAGCGGAGCAGGUGUUUAACGUCUCCAAAACCAUAGUCUACUACCUGUACAACUACAGGACAUUUGAUAACGACAUCAUGCUCCUCAAACUUGACAAACCAGCUGACCUGAAUAGUAACGUCCAGCCGGCUAAGUUGCCGAGCCCAGACACCCCACCAACCUACGGAGGCAUGUUCUGUGCAGUGAGCGGCUGGGGGGUCACCCAGGUCUACAGCUACUAUCUGUCCUCCGUGCUACGUGCUGUGGAUGUACAGAUCAUCCCCAACUGCCAGUACUACUAUUUCUACAGAAUAACAGACAACAUGGUGUGUGCCGGCUCUCCAAUGGGAGGAAAAGACUCGUGCCAGGGUGACUCCGGCGGCCCUCUUGUAUGUAACGGUUACUUCGAAGGCAUCGUCUCCUGGGGCAUUGGCUGUGCCAAUCCAUAUUUCCCUGGUGUCUACACCAAAGUUCGUAACUACAUCCGCUGGAUCAACUGGAUCAUUGACACCAACAUGGACUAGACUGUGGUUUUUUUUUUUUUUGUCUCUCAUUUUGCAGCUUUUAACAAGAAGAAGUGACGUAACAAGUGUUCAGUGAAUACAUAGAGCCUGUGAGAAGCCUGAGGACACGCAGCUAUCAGGCAUUAAUAAAUGGGGGUCUGGGGGUAGAGGAAAAUCAGACAUUAUAUGGCAAGUUAAGAAAUGCAAGAGGUCAGGUGGCAAAGUUAGUGUAUUUUUAGCAUAUGAGAAAGAAUGGGUGGAAAUAAAACAAGACAUUUAAAGUGUUAGCUCGCACAUAUUUCUUGAUUAUUAGAAGUAGCAUAAGCUUUCUUACAUUUUUACUGAACACUGCUUUACACACUGCUAAGCAAGUGAAAAUAUCUUCAACAUGAGUAAUCUAAUAUUUCUUAUUACGAGAUUACGUUUCCUUUAAGCUAAAUUUAUUGGUCACAUAUUUUUCAAGAAAUAAAAUGAGAAAAAAUAGCUUGAAAUGAGUAAAAACGCCUAGGAAUGGGUUUAAUACUCACGUACUGUGUUUGGUGUAAUCUUAUAAUAGGAAGUUGAUCAAUCUUUAUGAUAUUUUCACUUUCUAAGAUUUCGUAAACUGGCUUAUUCUGACCAUACCUAGAGACCAAGAGGUCUCUUUUGAUUUGUAGACAAAUUCUAAUAUACAAGUGCAUUUAAACAAGUAUAAUAUCCAAGUUUUCCCAUUUGAAAACCAGUUGUUUUACACAAAACAGUAUAUACACUCAGCCAUAACACUGAAACCACUGAGAUGUGAAGAGAAUAAUACUGAUCUUAUCACAAUGGUAACUGUCAAGGGGUGGGAUAUAUUCAGAAGCAAUGAACAGUCAGUGAUGGAAGCAGGGAAAAUGGGCAAGCGUAAGGAUCUGAGCGACUCUGACAAGGGCCAAAUUGUGAUGGUGAGAUAACAGGGUCAGAACAAGUGCAGUUCCUGUUAUGACAGUUAAUCUUGAUGGUAAGAAAAAAAGGUGAUCAGCUGGUUCUCUAGUUUGUUUCUGAUUUGAUUUGACCCUAAUAAAACACAUUAAUGACAAAAAUAUGAAAAUAAAGAAAGGAACCACUUUACGGUCAGAUUGUCAGGUUGAGGUGAGCCUGUUGUUUGUGUUGGCUUGUGACUGGAAGGACAGCCUUUUAAUGUUUGCUAAUGAAAUGUCAUUCUACCCUG